Molecule: messenger RNA, 2842 nt
Organism: Peromyscus leucopus (white-footed mouse)
Lineage: Eukaryota; Metazoa; Chordata; Mammalia; Rodentia; Cricetidae
Gene: Efna3
Product: ephrin A3
Exons: 5
Coding region: 845-1294 (149 amino acids)
Biological process (GO): ephrin receptor signaling pathway; axon guidance
Cellular component (GO): plasma membrane
Molecular function (GO): ephrin receptor binding
Source: RefSeq, a predicted model, not a curated record
GCUUCUAAGGCCGAGGAUAGGGGUUUAACAAGUUCAGGGUCUCUCGGGAGCCUUUCCCUUCUCCCAGGUCUUGUUAGACACCCUGUUUACCUGCCCUUAAUUGCCCCAGGGGGAGACGUUUGCUCCUUCCCCGCUCCCCCACCUCCCGUCCUGUCCCCCCGCGGACACUGAAGGCUGAGUUCCUCGGGCCUGGGAAGAAGCCAGGGCGCUGUAGAAGUGAGAAGAGUCGGGAGAUGCACCCACGGGUGUUGCAGGUCGGGAGGGACGAAGUAACAGGCUUAAGGGGGUAAUCCCUGUAGAAGAGCGGCGAAGACCUCUCUCUGCAAGAGAAGUGGGAAGCAACGAGGGAAUAGAAUGGAGGGAAGGAUGGAGAACCCCCUGAAGGAGCGGGGCACAACCCAGUCCCCAGAUGCUGGCCCACCCUCCGCGGGGCGCGGGAGGGGGGUAACCCCGGAGGCGUGGUUAGCUUCGAAAGCUCCGCUGCGGCCUCUGUGCACCUCCCUUUCACUGCUGGGUUAAGUAGGAUGACAGAUUCAAUUAAAGAGGUUGUGCCUAACAGACAGGUCGGGUCUCCUAGGAGUCAUGGUUUGGGAUUCCUGGCACCCAGCCUUCUGCUCUCUACCCCACCAGAUACCAAUGGACACAGCUAACUCGCCAUCAGGUUUUGACUCACAUAGCCAGAUUGAGGGGGCAUUUCUGAGGCUUCUCUGCCACCAAUCACAGGGAUAGCCUGCGGCGAGAGGGCUACACGGUGCAGGUGAACGUGAACGACUAUCUGGAUAUCUACUGUCCGCACUACAACAGCUCCGGGCCCGGCGGCGGGGCGGAGCAGUACGUGCUGUACAUGGUGAACCUGAGCGGCUACCGCACUUGCAACGCGAGCCAAGGCUCCAAGCGCUGGGAAUGCAACCGGCAGCACGCCUCGCACAGCCCCAUCAAGUUCUCCGAGAAGUUCCAGCGCUACAGCGCCUUCUCGCUGGGAUAUGAAUUCCACGCCGGCCAAGAAUACUACUAUAUCUCCACGCCCACUCACAACCUGCACUGGAAGUGUCUGAGGAUGAAGGUGUUCGUCUGCUGCGCCUCCACAUCGCACUCCGGGGAGAAGCCGGUCCCCACUCUCCCCCAGUUCACCAUGGGCCCCAAUGUGAAGAUCAACGUGUUGGAAGACUUUGAGGGCGAGAGUCCCCAGGUGCCCAAGCUUGAGAAGAGCAUCAGCGGGACCAGCCCCAAGCGGGAACACCUGCCUCUGGCCGUGGGCAUCGCCUUCUUCCUUAUGACACUCUUGGCCUCCUAGCCCUGCCCCUUCCUAUGGCAGAGAGAGGUGGGGGCGGGGCUGAAAAGGAGGAGCAGGGAGUCGGCUGUCGGGCCUACAUCCUUCUCCCCAUGGUUGGGAGUGGGGUCUGCACUGUACAUCUAUCUAUCUGUGCCUGCCUCUUUGCCCACUCUCUCCAGGACAGGCACUGUAGCGGAUCAGUCACAGGGACAGCCGCGGGUCCCAGGCGGCCUGUGGCUUCGGUAAUGUUUGGUACCAAACCUGGGGGCUUUAAAAGGCAGUGCUCUGGACUCCCUGCCCCCUGGUACCUUUCCCCGACCCUCGGUGCCCCUCCCUCUUUGUCCUCCAAGAGGCACAUAUGCCCCAGAGAGAACAAACGAAGCCUGGGAGGUGCCCCCUGUCACUCUCUCUGGGGGGGGGGCAGAACACGGGGAGGGGACUAGAUGGGUGAGGGGCGGAGCCUCAGGCUCCCUCUUCCCCUGUUUACAGCAAUAAGCAUGUCCUCCUCCUCCCACUCCCACACAGAGGACUGUGGUUUGGAUUGAAUCCAAGUUUACAAAUAGACACCCCUGGGGGGAGCAGGCAGUGGACAGGGGUGGGCAUUGGGGUGCCAGACAGGCAUGUACAGACACUAUAUCUCUAUAUAUAAUGUACAGACAGACAGAGUCCCUUCCCUUCCUUAACCUUGACCUUUCUUGACUCCUCCUUCCAGAUUCAGACCCCUCCCCACCAGGUUAGGCCCCCUCGGGACCCCCCUGGCCCCUCUUUUGUCUUCUGUGAAGACAGGACCUAUGCAACGCACAGACACUUUUGGAGACCGUAACAACAAUGCCCCGUCCCUUCCCGCUCUGAGCUGGGAACCAACUCCUAGGACCUUGCCCUGCCCGCCCUGUGGUCCCCACCCAUCCCGGGCCUUUUUCAAGUGCUUUGCUGUGACUUUCAUACUCUGCUCUUAGUCUAAAAAAAAUAAACUGGAGAUAAAAAUAACUGAGUGUGUGUGGUUUCAAGGGGCCAUGUCACCCUGUUUCACGGGCUGAACCCUAUAGGGCUCAGGUCCUGGGUGAGGAGGGCAUUCUAGGCCAGAGUCCAUGGGGUGCCUGGCUCUAGAGUCCAGCUCUGUGUGGAGAGAGCUUCGAGUUGAGCCUGGGUGACUCUGGGCAGAUUCCUCAACCUUUCUAGGCUCAGCUUUCCCACAGAGAAUAUGACUUGAGGACCCGUUUCCCAGGGCUCAUGGAUGGGAGAUCAGACUCAGGCUGGAGUUCUCUAUGCUAUAGGCAGGCUUUUGGCUGGGUCCAAGGAUUUCAGGGGACUUGUGAACCUAGAUAGGAGAACAAUUACACCUUUCUUUUCACUCACCUGUGACAAAUUUAGCACUUCCCUUAUGUACUGGAUGGGCGUCAGGCCACGAUAGCGUUAACAGCACCUGUGACUUUGUAGCCAACAGAAAUCCCAGAUGUUUUCAGACUGCUUUAUAUCUCAGAAUAUUAUUUAUGCGCCACUACUUUGAAAUGAUCCUAGUUGUUAGACUUUCCUUGUUUUUAACAUGUUAAUAAAGAAACAUAUAUAUUA